This is a messenger RNA of Neopelma chrysocephalum (saffron-crested tyrant-manakin), 2965 nucleotides long. It is a transcript of the gene LRP2BP, whose product is annotated as LRP2 binding protein. Lineage: Eukaryota; Metazoa; Chordata; Aves; Passeriformes; Pipridae. The transcript has 8 exons. The record is from RefSeq and is a predicted model, not a curated record. Bases 89 to 1330 code for a protein of 413 amino acids. Gene Ontology annotation, molecular function: protein binding.
UGGAGCAAAGACCAAACGGAAAGUGCCAUCGUUACAGUCCCUGCUUUCCUCUUUCUGCCUCGAAGGCCGUGGGACCCCAGCCCCAGCCAUGGAGCGGCGCCAGGUGCCGCCACAGGCCGGGCUGGGCCGCGGGGGGCCCCAGGUCCGCAGCGGGGGUCGCUCCGGCGGCGCGGGGAGCUCGGACCCGGCGAGGGCCGCGGCGGCGGCCCCGAGACACCGUGCCCCGGCGGGGCGGGACCGGGCUCCCCCCGCCCGGCGGGCUCGGCCCGAGCCCCCUUCGGGCGCGGGGCUCCCGGGAGGCUUCGACCGCCGCUGCUGGAUGGCGCUGCAAAGCGAGCGGCUGCCGCCGGACUGCAGCGCCCAGCCCGCCUCCGGCACGCCAGGAGAUGACCGCAUCUAUGCUGCACUGCUUGCAAAACUGAAGGAGUUGCUGGUGAGGAGGGCAUCAGAUGGAGAUCCUCCAGCACCUUUUCUGGACGGACAACGGUACUAUGAACAGGGGUUGUAUGAAGAAGCAUUAACACAAUUUAAAAAAAUUGAGGAUACAGAUUUUCAAGCCAUGUAUCAGCUUGGUGUAAUGUAUUAUGAUGGACUAGGCACUGAAAAAGACCCUGAAAGGGGAGUGGAAUACAUGAAUAAAAUACUCAGCUCUGAUUCUCCAAAAGCAAGACACCUGAAGGUUGCAGCUGCAUACAAUCUUGGCAGGGCGUAUUACGAAGGAUGUGGUGUUAAGCAUUCAACCGAAGAGGCUGAAAGGUUGUGGCUUAUUGCUGCAGACAAUGGAAACCCAAAAGCAAGUGUAAAGGCCCAGAGUACUUUAGGAAUGCUUUAUUCUAUGCCAGUUCUAAAAGAUCUGAAGAAGGCCUUUUUCUGGCAUUCAGAAGCAUGUGACAAUGGAAAUCUGGAAUCACAGGGAGCACUUGGCAUUAUGUAUCUCUAUGGACAAGGUAUACGUCAAAACACUAAAGCUGCUUUGAAGUGCUUGAGAGAAGCAGCAGAACGUGGAAACAUCUAUGCUCAAGGCCAUCUUGUAGAAUAUUAUUACACUAAAAAAUUUUACUCAAAAGCUGCUGCCCUAGCCAAAAGGACUACAGAAAACAAUGACAUCAAUAUGCUAGCCAAGAAAGCUGAUUGCCAUCCAACAUAUGUAGCCAAGGGGGUUGCUAUGGCUGCUUUCUACUUGGCUAGAUGCCUCCAGCUUGGCCGAGGCAUAAAGCAAGAUCAAGAUGCUGCUAAAAAAUACUAUUCUAAGGCCAUUCAGAGCUGUACAUGGAGAAUAUUCCCUGUGAUUCCUAAAGCUGCACAUGGACAACUGGGGAGCCAAAUCUGAGGCCCAGAUUUCACAUAUCUGUGUAAAAAAGCUGCAGCAGAACCCAGACAGAAUACAAAGCACCAGCUUGAAUGCCUGAAGAUAUGCCUGUUUCUCAGUGCAGCUAUUUGGGGAACUGCCUAUCUCCUGCCAGAGUACUGCAGACAGAUGCUUGAACAGCCUCCAAAAUACAGGUCAGAGAAACAUGGCCCAGAAGAAUUGGGAUUGUGUGGGACAGUCUCUACCCUGUGUACCCCUGAGCUAGAUUAGAUCUGUGCUCACCUACAAGCUGCAAACAUCUCCUGGCUGCAACUUUUGAAUACUGGGAGAUCAGUGCUGAAAUUGCUGAUUAGAGUCAUGCCUAUCAUUCUCCAUUCUGCAUUUGUUCCCAGGGCAGGGAUUUGCAUGUGUGUAGGGUCAUCUGAACUGUAAUUGUCAGGAGAGAGUCAUUGCUCUGGAAGCAUAUUCUCAGAAUGAGAGGACUUAGUACUCCUGCUUCAAGUUAGGAUCCAUGCGCAAAAUUAUUUAAAUUCUGAUUACUAGAUGGAGACAUACUACAACUUUCUUCAAGUACCCUCAAAUACUCUCAUAUAAAUACUGAAAGUCUUCAGAAUCUUUUUAAGAAUGCAAAAUUCUUGAUCAAUUUAUGUACUUGUGCAUUUGUUUUUCCAAAUUAAUGAGUCAACUGGAAAACAGAAAAAUGGGAUGUUAGGAGGUCUUCUAAACCAGGAGAACUAGUCCUCUGCUGUUAAUAGGCACCAUCUCAUACAACUGCUAUCAUGAAUUAAUUCAAACUAGAGAGCCCUAUUCCUCUGACUCUCCCUUCUGCUAACUCAAGCAAAUGAAAGUGCUUUCAGAAUCACUUCUCAUGGGAGAAGUUCCUCAUUGAAGACCCCCAGGCCUUUUUCCACUGGGCAGCUUUCUAGUCACCUCUUACCUGGGUGUGGGGUGUGGUAACAGUAAGAAAUAUGCAAUUUUUUUCCUCUUAUUCAGAUCUACAAACUCCAUUCCUUAUGAAAGCAAUAGAUUUUUUAAAAUAUCUUAUGCUCUGAAACAGUCAUUCUUUGGACAAGGGAGACAUGGGUUUUUUCAAAUCUUAAGUAACUAGUUUUUUAUGUGCUAUUUAUUAACUGAUUUAGUAAUCAGUUUAAAAGGUCAAUGACAGGCUAUUAUACUUUCAGCUUAUUUCUGUAUCCAAAUUUACUUUUACUAAGAUUUACUGCAAAACAAUAGGGCUACCAAGUUUUUCUCUCUCUAAAAUCACAGAGGUAUAUCCUGGGAUUAGCAACAGCAUAUUUUGCAGAUAGGAAGACAGUGUCAUCUACUCAUGCCCCCUGAAAUCAGCUGCAGCCAGAAUAUUCCCAAGCAAUUAAUUAACAUCGAUAAUUACAACAUAUAUGUUUCCUCCAGCCCAUCCUUUGAAGCACAGAGCCGCAAACAAGACAACUAAUGCAAACCUACAAUUCAUUACCUAUUCCAGUACUACUUAUAAGUUAUAGUUAAGGCAGCAAGUAAUUAGAAGCCUCUUCCAACCUCCAUCUUAUUUAGCCAAACUACUUUCUCCUCUGGUAGUAUGGGAGACACUGGACAGUAGUGUAUGGUGCCCCUUACCACAAAGCCGCCCUUCUCCAGUUUUGCUGCACACAGCAUUGCCAC